ACUCAGUCAAAUCUAUGGCACUUUGCGACUUUGCCUGCGUUAUAUGGAGGAUGAUGCCAACAUAUUCACACAACUGCUGAAGCUGCUGGAGACGGUCAACUUUCUGCCGUUUGUAUCGAAGCUGCCACAUAAUGAGCUGGAGCGGUUUCUGCACAUGGCGGAGAAGCGCUUGGUGCGCAUACAACUGGAGAUUGGACACAUAAGAGCUGUGCUAGAGGCGUGCAGAAAGAGAGGCGUGGCUUCGUUGUCGCAGGUGAGCUGCUGUGAGCUGCUGCCGUGCAACAUAAGAGCGCCAAGCGCGCAGUUGCUGCUGCUGGGCGAACUGUUGCCCAAUUUGCAGCAGCUCAAAAUGCUUGAGGUAAUGCCGCAAGCAGUGCCACAAAAUCUGCGGCAGUUAACUGUGCUGCAGCUGCAUAAAGCGACGUCGCAAGCAGUGCUGGAGCAAAUCUUUGACAAUUGUCCGCAGCUGCAGCAGCUCCAGCUGUGCAACGACACAGCGUUACACAGCAGGCUCGAUAUACGGAACAUACACAACUGCCGACAGCUGCGUAAGCUGCAACUGCCGCUGCUCCUGCACUCGGCGCUAAGCUUGUGCCAAUUGCAGCAGCUGCAGCAUUUGUCGCUGCAGCACAAACAUCUGUGGCCAGGCUCGGACUGGCUGCCCAUUAUACGCGACAUUAUAGCAGCCAAGCGGCAUGAGCUGCGCAGUCUCAUUAUUGACGGCACCUGGUUGCCAAUAACGCUGCAAUUGGCGUCGCUGCGGCUACAAAGCUGCUGGGCGCUGACCGAGCUGCUGAUUAGCAACUGCAAACUGUCGGAUCAGUACAAAAACGGAUCGGUGCUGCCGCUGAGCCUGCAACGCUUGAGCUUUAAGCACUGCCAGCUGUUGCAACCGCUGUGCUAUUUGCGUUACACGGUGACGCUGCAAACGCUGGAGCUGCAUGGCUGCCAACUGCUUGCUGGGCAGGGGCAAUUGCUGCAGCAGCUGCUGCAGUUACGCAAACGUUUGCCCACCAUCGAACCACUGACGCUGCAGUUCAGCGAGUCGACGCCACUGCGCAGCGAAUUCACGAGCUUGAGCAGAGCGCGCUUGGAGUACUUCUCGGAAUGGCUGCGGGUGCAGGAGCUGCAUGAGAGCGCACUUAUUUGGCAACAGCAGCCGGGCAUGGUGAGCAUGAUAUUCGGUAAUCCAAUUACUGGCGUUCCCCAGCUCGAGCUCAAAUAA
Drosophila busckii is the source of this 1225-nucleotide messenger RNA. RefSeq lists its product as uncharacterized. The transcript has a single exon. Bases 44 to 1225 code for a protein of 393 amino acids. NCBI's taxonomy places the organism in Eukaryota, Metazoa, Arthropoda, Insecta, Diptera, Drosophilidae. The record is from RefSeq and is a predicted model, not a curated record.